AGACACAUUUGAAUGAGCGCAGAAGAAGCAGCUCCAUCUCUCGCACGCAGGCUGCAGGAAACAGAGCAGGCAUGUCACUUUACUGUGUUUUAAAUCAUGGAAAUUUUCGGGAGCACGUUUGAUGAGUCUGUAUUUGGGGAGUCGCGAAACAGGGAGCUAUCUACAGACCUUCCCUCGUACACACCAAAAAGCUGCGAGCCAGAGUGGUUUUGUCUCUGUGAAAAAUUCGAAGAUGAGCUGGAAGAACAGAAGGCUCUAAAGUUCCGGGCGGAUCUGAAAUACAGUAAAAAACAGUACCAGGAAGCUAUAGAGGACUACACAGCAUGCCUUCUUUUGGUGCCUAAUAACAACCUGUCUUUGAAAAGAGAUAUGUUGGAGGGAAUCGCACGGUGCUACAGUCAUCUGGGAAAGAUCAGACAAUCCCUGGAGAUUUGUGAGAAACUGAGGAACGAGGUGACCAACACGUGCCACCUGACCUGCGUCUUACAGCUGGAACAGAGCAUCCACGAGGGCUGUGGAGACGUGACGAGCAGCAUCUGUACUCUAAAGCAGCUUUGCUCUGUUCAUCCUUUUAACCCUUGGUACUGGCUGAACCUGGCCACCAGCUACCAAAACCUGCUGGAGGCAUCCACCUCUCUCGAGGAGUCGAAAGAUACAUUAGACACACCUCAGGCCUUCAUUCAGCAGAAGCUGGAGGAGAAGGAGGCACGGCUGAAGGCCUGCAUGUGUUUUAUUAGAACAAGGCUGCUGAUUGAAAUACUGAAGAUUCAGCAGUUCUCGUUUGUCCUGGAAAAGAGCAAGAAAACACUUCAGGCCAUUGAGGCGUCCCUGCAGAAGAUGCAGCUUAAAGAGGAAACACUUCAAGUCAUUACCAAGGUCAUGGCUGAAGAUCUGAUCCCAGAGAAGAUGCGUGAAGAGAACCACGAUGGUGAGGGUUUAUCAGGUCUUAUCAUUAAGGACUUUGAGGAAAGGUGGUGGAAAAAACUACAUGCCUGCCUGCUGAUGAAAGAGAAUAGAGUUUUAGAGAAGGAGAAGGAAAUGGAGAUGGGGUGAACAUAAAGAGCAACGAUUUUAAUGUAAAAAUGGAUUUAAAUGUGUGUGUAGAAUGGUGUAGGUUUUAAUGAUUUCAUUGUUCUGAAGAAUGUUUGAGGAUUUUUUACAAAUAAAGAUUUUAAACUGGUUGUUAUAUAA
Molecule: messenger RNA, 1191 nt
Organism: Silurus meridionalis
Lineage: Eukaryota; Metazoa; Chordata; Actinopteri; Siluriformes; Siluridae
Gene: c21h8orf76
Exons: 6
Coding region: 97-1053 (318 amino acids)
Molecular function (GO): protein binding
Source: RefSeq, a predicted model, not a curated record